UUCGCGCUGCCGUGACGGGAAAGGGACACUAGGGGAGCCGUUUAGCCCAAAUCCUUUGUGGCGUUUGCGACAACUCCACCAGGCUCCACAGUCCGGGCCGAAAAAACCGGACCGAGUCAGUUGAGUUGAGGAGCUUAAUGUCGACAAAUGGUGAAAUCAAAUAACAAGCAAAGUGCAGAGCACACAAAAGAGUGUACAAAACGUGUGUGUGUGUGUGUGUGUGUGCGAAAGAAAAUGGAUUUCCUUCCUCUGCGACAGAGAAUGGGCGGAAGUGUGUGUGUGUGGGGGGGGGGGGGGUUGGCGCUCGGCCUUGGCUUUUAAAGACAAUAACAGAAGCUGUGUUGCUUUGCGUGUGUGUGCGUGAAGUCCAGCCUUUUAAAUGGAGGCAAUGGAGGUCAAAACAAAAGGAGAAAUCAACAAAAAUGGUUUUGCCAAGUUUUUUUCCGUUUGCCUUUUUCCCACGCCCGCACGCAACUGGUCUUUGUGUGUUUGUGUCGGUGGAAAGCGCCGCCCGAGGCCCGCCCUGUCAUUAGCGUUGGACCGGCGGCGCGUUGGCUGCUGGAGGCAGGACACCAGCCGCCAUGAGAUUAGAACGUUUGGUCGGGGUCACCGUCAGGCCGGGCCGGGCCGCGCCGCUGUCUGGCUCGCCUGGGACCAUCAUGCGAGGGCAACUGCGCAAGCACAUUCAAAUAGCACUCAUUCAUCCAUUUUAUUUGCCACUCGGCUGACUGAGCGAGCCAAGUGGGCCAAGUGCGCCGCCGCUUCAUCCUCCUCAUCCUCCUCCCCACUCAGCCAAUCAGAGCUCAGUCGCGGCCGCUCACGUUGACCUCUGCUGCCCCUGCUGUAACAACCUUGUAACGUGACCUCUAAAGCUGUGUGCGAGAGCGGGAGGGGGGCAGGGUCAGAGGCUCUUCGCAGCCUAUCAGGUUUCAGCUUGAGCCAACAGGUGAACUGCUUGUUGUCGGGCAAACAUGAUCAAGUGGCAACCCCGCAGGAAGGCCUACUUCCGCCAGGCGGUGGCGCUGCAGCACCUGGGUCGCCACGGAGACGCCCUGGCGGCCUUUGCCUCGGGCCUGGCUCGGGACCCCAAGAGUCCGCAGCUUCUGACGGCCAUGAUGGAGGCCGCCAUGAAGUCGCCCCUCCGAGAUUCUCUGGAGCCCGCCUACCGGCAGCUGCAAAGCCUGAAGCUGGAGCGCAGCCCCUUCAUGGUGGUGUCGCUGGUCGGACAGGAGCUGCUGACGCACGGCCUGCACGCCGCCGCCGCCGAGGCGUUGGAAGCGGCCCUGCAGAUCGGCACGUGCUCGCUGAAGAUGCGCGGUUCCGUCUUCUCGGCGCUCGGCGCGGCUUACUGGUCGCUCGGCCGUGCCGAGAAGAGCCUGGCCUACAUGCGACGGGACCUGGACGUGGCCCGCACCUUAGGUGAGCAAGCGGGCGAAUGCCGAGCCCGCGGCAACCUUGGCGCCGCCCUCUUCUCCAAAGGCCGUUACCGAGAGGCGCUGGCCAAUCACAGGCAGCAACUGAUUCUGGCCAUGAAGCUGAAGCACAAAGAGGCAGCGUUCCAAGCUCUCCGAGGGUUGGGCCACGCGUACACGGCCAUGGGCGACUACCCCAAUGCGCUAGCCAGCCACAAGCAGUGCGUCGCGCUGGCCAAGCAAAAUGGCUGCCGGCUGUCCGAGGCCCGGCAGCUGGGCGACACGGGCGCUGUGUACACCGCCAUGGGAGACGUCGCCGGCGCCCUGCGGUGCCACCAGGAACACUUGGACAUCGCCAAGAGUCUGGGGAACCGGCGCGAGGAGGCUCGGGCUUACAGCAACCUGGGCAGCGCCUACCACGCUCAGCGCGACUACGACAAAGCCGUGACGUACCACAGCCGAGUUCUCAAGCUGGCCCGGGAGCUCGGAGACGGCGACGGCGGCGGCAGGGUGGAGAUGAGGGCCUUGGCCGGCCUGGGACACGCCGCCCGAUGCGUGCAGGACCUGGACGGAGCGCUGCGCUAUCACCGGCGUCAACUGGAAAUCGCCGAGGAGCUCGGGGACCCGGGGGCUCGAGGCAGAGCCUCUUCCAACCUGGGCAUCGUCCACCAGAUGCGCGGCGACUACCACCUCGCCCUGAAGUCCCACAAAGCUGACCUGCUGUGCGCCCAGGAAGUGGGGGACUACGCCGCCCAGGGCCGGGCCUACGGCAACAUGGGCAACGCCUACCACGCCCUGGGCCUCUACGAGCAAGCGGCCGGCUUCCACCGGCAGGAGCUGAACAUCUCUCUGGAGGUGAACGACCGGGCGUCCCAGGCCUCCACGCACGGCAACCUGGCGGCGGCCUACCAGGCGCUGGGCGCUCCGGACCGGGCCCUCCAACACUACCUGCGCCACCUGAGCGUCUCAAGGGAGCUGGGCGACGUUCAGAGCCAAGCCAGAGCGUUAGCAAACUUGGGCAACUUCCACUGCUGCCGAGGCCACUACGAGGAGGCCUUGCCGUACUACCGCCAGUACUUGCUUCUGGCUCCCGGCCUUGGGGAUCCGGAGGCCCAGGGAAAGGUUUGCCACAACCUCGCCUACGGCCACUUCUGCCUGGGACACUACCAAGAUGCCGUCAGGUACUACCAGCAAGAUCUGGCCUUGGCCAUGGAACUUCAGGACAAGCUGGCCCAGGCCAAAGCCUACUGUAACCUGGGCCUGGCCCACAAAGCCUUGGGGGAGUUCAGCAGAGCGCAGGAGUGUCACAACCAUCUGCUCCAGAUCGCAAAAGCUCUGGACAACACAAAGGCAAUCUUCAGGGCUUUGGGCAACCUCGGAGAUGUCAGCAUUUGUCAAGACGAUCUUCAGGGAGCCGCCGGCUUCUACCGACAGCAGUUAUCUUUAGCUCACCAGUUCAGCGAUCAGAAGAUGGAGGCGGACGCCUACUCGGCUCUCGGAUCAGUACACAGGCUGCUUGGCCAGCCGGACACGUCCUUGUCCUUCCACAGCCGGGAACUGACCCUGCGCAAGGAUCUGGGCGACCCCGGCGGGGAGUGCCGCGCUUUGGCUCGCCUGGCCGCCGUUCACGCCGACCUGGGAGACGGCGACACCAGCCUGCAGUGCUACGAGGCUCAGCUGGGCCUGGCGCGGCAGCGGCUGCGCGACACCCGCCAGGAGGCCCAGGUCCUCGGAAACAUGGCCAACGCCGAGAUGAACGCGGGCCGCUUUGAGGAAGCCGUCGGCUUCUUGGAGCAGCAGCUGGCCGCCCUGCGGCGCUCGGGUUCCGGAGACGCCGUCCAGCAUCGGGGGCAGGCUUACGGGAACAUGGCCAAAUGCUACGUCGCCCUGGGAGACUUUGACGAGGCCGUGCGGUGCUACCACGAGGCCCUGACGGUGGCUCGGAGUCUGGAGCGAGUUCAGGACCAGGCGGAAGCCUACAGAGGACUCGCCGACGCUCACAGGUCGGCGGGCAACCUGCAGCAAGCUUUGGUGUGCUUGGAGAAGAGGCUGGUGGCAGCUCACCAGCUGGGUGGGCCGGUGGGUGGCGAGGCGCGGGCGUACGGCGACCUGGGCGCCCUGCACGGCCAGAUGGGCAACUAUGAGCCGGCCUUGUCCUGCCUGGAGCGUGGACUCGCCAUCGCUCGCUCGGCCGGGGACAAAUCCCUGGAAGCAGAGGCCAGCGAUGAGCUGGGCCGACUUUACCAACUGAUGGGCGACUACGAGACGGCGCUGCAGUGGCACAGACGAUCUCUGGACAUGGCGGAGCGGGCGGGAUGCGUCAGGGUCCAAACGCGAGCCUCCGCCAACCUGGGAGUGACCUACGAGGCUCUGGGCGACUACCAGCAGGCUCUGCUUCUCCAGGAGCAGCACCUCAGCAUGGCGGCGCAGACCAGCGACUUGCUGUCCAAAAGCCGGGCCUACGGCGGCCUGGGGAGGAUCCACCACGCGCUGGGCAACGCCACGCAGGCUGUCGCGUACCUCCGGGAAGGUCUUCGCCUGGCCGAGCGGUCAGCCGGCAGAGAAGACGAGGCCGAGAUGCGCCACCGCCUCGGCUUGUCUCUGUGGGCUGCCGGGAACCUGGCGGAGGCCCGGCGGCAGCUUCACAGAGCCUCGCUUCUCUUUGAGAGCGUCGGCCGCGAGACGCAGCACGGCGCCGACCGCAAGCGCGCCCUCUUAGAGCUGCAGACGGACUCGUACCAGGCUCUCCAGAGGGUCCUCGUCAGCCUGGGCCACGUGGAGGAGGCGCUGGCCGUAGCGGAGCGAGCCCGGAGGCGGACCUUCGCCCACCUGCCGGUGGGCUCGGACCGGCGUGCCUCGGUCACGGUGGAGCGCAUCCUGGAGACGGUCGACAGCCAGAAGGCUACGGUGCUCUACUUCUCGCUGGCGCGAGGCUUCCUGCACAGCUGGCUGCUGGCUCCCGGCUCAGGCGUCGUCGAGUUCAACCAGGCCCGUCUCGGAGCCGACGACGCGCCGGAGUUCCGAGAUGGAUCCAGCUUGCGGGAGGGCGGCCGGCGAUCUCUAGAGCAGUAUGUCUGCGCCGCCAGAGAGGUUCUGGGAGUUGACGGAAACCUCAGCAGGAUGAACGUGGGCAGCGAGACAGAGAGCCGAGCCGGAGAGGCCGCCGAGCGACGCUUUGACGACGAGCUGGACGGCUACCUGAGCGUGGCGUCCGCCGACAACGUCUCCAACAGCGCCGGCGUUUCUCCGGCCGAGGACGGCUCGUCUUCUCCUCGCCGCCGCCGCCUCGGCGUGGACGCCUCUCCUCUUGCCGCCCUCUACGACUUGCUCAUCGCGCCGAUGGAAGCGGCCCUGCUGCGCGCCGGUGGUCCGGCGGGUCCACGCCGGCAACUGGUUCUGGUCCUGGAUGGUGACUUGUACCUGGUGCCCUUCGCCUUGCUCAAAGGCAGCUCGUCCGCCGAGUUCCUGUACCAGAUGUUCACUCUGCUCUGCGUGCCGUCGUUAGCCAGCCUGCGAGCUUCCGGGCCACCUGCUCCGCCCUGCCGGCUCGCCGGCUCGGGACUGGUCCUGGUGGGGGCGCCUGGCCCGUGGCGGGGCCACUCGUGGGCUCCGCCGCCGUCGGCCCGGGACGAGGCUCUGUGUCUAGGCGAGCGUCUGGGCUGCGUCCAGCUCGCCCACGCCACCAAGGAGCGCGCCCUCGCCGCCCUGGCGCAGGCGCAGUGCGUUCACUUUGCCACUCACGUCUCCUGGAAGCCGGCCGCCCUGGUGCUGGACCCCGGCGGCGAGGAGGAAGAGGGGGGCCGGUGCGUGACGGCAGCGAGCCCGGAAGGAACGAAAGCUUGCGUCGGCGAGGAUGCGUGCGAGAGCCGUCCUCCGCUUCGAGACUUCCUCCUCACCGCGGAGGAGAUCUUGGAGCUCAACCUGAGUGUGAAGCUGGUGGUCCUUAGGUCCUACCCCGAGUCCGGCGUGCGGCUGACGUGCGACGGCUUGUCGGGUCUGACCGGGGCCUUCCUGUGGGCGGGCGUCCGAUGCGUGUGCGUGUCCCUGUGGGCCACGCCGCCGCCCGCUGCCAAACUCUUCAUGCAGAGCUUCUACUCGGCGCUGCUCGAGGGCGCCGCGGCCAGCGCCGCGCUGGCCGGCGCCAUGAGUACACUCCGCGACAGCAAGGACUUUGCGGACCCCUUCAACUGGGCAGGUUACCUUUUGAUGGGCGGCGACGUCCGGCUCAACGGGCCUGAGUCGGCGCUGCGACGGGCCUUGGCGGAGGUUCUCUGCCACGCCGACCGGGCCAGGGACACCUUGAGGGUUCUUCUGCACCUGGUGGAGAAAUCUUUGCAGCGCAUCCACAGCGGCCACACCAAGCUCCUGUACACGUCGCAGCAGAGCGUAGACGAUAAGGUCGGCGGCGUGCCCGGGUGGCGCCCCUUGUUGACGGCGGUGGGUUUCCGUCUGGACGCGGGCGGUUCCGGCCGCCCUGCCGCCGUCUUCUUCCCCACGUCGGACCCCGGAGAACGGCUGCAGCGCUGCAGUCUCACCAUGCAAGCCCUGCUCGGUCUUAGCGCGGCAGCUUUCGAGGCUCUGUGCAAACUGGUGUCGGCGCCCCAAGCGGGAGAGCCACUCGUACGCGAGGUGAGCGAGCCGACGGCUUUGCGCUUGUGUCAGUCCGACUUUUGCUUUCUUCUCCUUUGCUUCCAUACGCGGCAGCUCCAUCAGGUGCUGCUGCCGCUGCAGCUGCAGUCACGUGACGGCCAGAGCGACCAAUCGCCGGCCGACGUCUUAGUGUCGCUCAGCGUGCGUGCGUGGAGGCUUCCGGGAUGCCACGAGUUCCUGGCGGCCCUCGGGUUCGACCUGUGCCAGGUGGGUCGGGAGGACGUUGUGCUGAAGACAGGCAAGCGGGCCAGCAGGCGGGUCAUGGCUUUGGCCCUCCGCUCACUGCUGGCGCUUUUCGACUCGGCAGACCUUCCCGAGCGUGUCGGCACCUACGGCUCGUCCUCGUUGGAGUCUCUGUCGCCCUCUCCGCCGACGCCUCAGCCCACGUCUUAUCCCGCCUCGCCGCCUCGUCCUUCCCUCUGCCCAGACGCGCCGAGCGCCGACGCCAUCUCCGUCUACAGCCUCGGCUCGCUCGCCUCCUCGCUCGGGUUCUGGCCGCGCCCCGAGCCCGCGGGAAGCGAUGUGGUCAGCCGGUGCUCGCAAGCGCAGGAGGGGGCGGCGACGCCUCGCCGCUCCGGCCGACUGGCCAAUCUGGGUAAAGGGGAGGCGGGCGACGAGGACCACCGGGGCUACGCCAUCAUCAGCAGCGAGCCUCUGAGGCCAGAGGACCGUUGCGCCACCGUCAAAGAGCCGCGACGCACGCAGGAAGUCUCGUCUCCUCAGAGGAGCAAAGCGAAGAUGAGCGGCCGCGAGGAGGCGGGCGGCGGCAUACCCGCAGGACAGCUGGACCCCGAGGAGCUGACUCGCAAGAUCCUGGAGGAGACCCGGGUCCACAUGCGUGCCGUGGAGAUCCUGCAGCGGACCCCUGGGCGGCGUUCUCUCUCGACACCCGUCACUCCCAUCCUGAGCAGAGGCGCACGCGCCUUCCAGCCGUCCGAGACCAGCGCCUUCAGCAGACCCCCGAGUAGGACGAGCCUGGCUUCGGCGUCGCUCGGUCCUCUCUCUCCCAGACCGCCGUGCCGCUCCUCUUCCCUGCAGAAGCUGGCUCCACCCUCAUCCCCCAAACAUCUGGCUGGCAGAGCGUCUUCACUUCACCUCAAAGCACCUGCUGCCAGAGAUUGUCACGACAAACCUUCACCUGACACCGAGUCCCGGGUCAAACCUUCAACUGGGAGCAAGUGUCAUCCAAAAGCUGUCAGCAGCGAGUCCCACCCCAAAUUCUCCUUGGCGCCACCCCCCUCCUCCACCACCACCGCCACUGCAACGGUCCCUCGCUUCAAAAGCUUCAAGGCGGCCCGCCAAGACGAAGGCGCUUCCCCCGCCCGCCUUCUUCCGGCAAAGAAAAUGAGCACGGUGAAGAAAGACAUUCUGGGUUUGCUGGACCUCUCGUCGCGACAUAAGUCCAGCGAGACUUCAGACCGUCUCCCCAGUGUGGACAGCAAAGCGCCUUCCGCUUCCAAAGCUUCCAAACGCACUAAAUUUCCUUCUGGCUACAAAUUUCUAGCAGGGCAUUUUUUCCCUUCUUCUAAGUGUUGACAUGAAUAUUGGCACCUACCCGGUUGCCAUGGUGAUUGAUUGACCCUGAUGUUCUCAGAAGGUUGAGAAAGUAUUGCUUGCUAGCUAACAAAUGCUGGUGCGGGUCAAGUGGACAGGAAGAAAGAACACUGUACUUAUAGUUUGACAGAAGAUACUUACACUAUCUCAGUGGCAGAUUUGAUGAUAUAUGCUGUCUGUCAUUUAUUUCACUCCUGUCAUAAAUACGAAGAUGAUUCCAA
This is a messenger RNA of Syngnathus typhle (broad-nosed pipefish), 7837 nucleotides long. RefSeq names its product tetratricopeptide repeat domain 28 (gene ttc28). Lineage: Eukaryota; Metazoa; Chordata; Actinopteri; Syngnathiformes; Syngnathidae. The coding region runs from base 972 to 7598 and encodes 2208 amino acids. The record is from RefSeq and is a predicted model, not a curated record. The transcript is spliced from 30 exons. Gene Ontology annotation, molecular function: protein binding.